Cetraspora pellucida is the source of this 360-nucleotide messenger RNA. The record is from the annotation of a GenBank genome assembly. Lineage: Eukaryota; Fungi; Glomeromycota; Glomeromycetes; Diversisporales; Gigasporaceae.
AUGGCUACUAGGGCCAAGUUUGCGUCAUGGUUUAGUUCAUGGUUAAGCCAUGGCACAAACAGAACAAUUGCAGAAGAUCCAACAUUUUAUGCAUCCUUGCAUGCACCAAUUGUAUCAGGAUUCGGUUAUAAUAAUGAAAUAAAUCAUCAAAAUAAGAACCCACUUAAUGUAGAUGAGCAGAAUACUGAAUUCAACGAAGGAAGUCUUGUACAACAAAGGAAGUCUUGUACAACAAAGGAAGUCUCGUACAACAAAGAAAGUCUUGUACAACAAAGGAAAACACCGAUCCAUAUUCAAUUAGAGUGCGCAAGAAAAGAACGGCGCCAAAAAAGGCACAUAAAUUAUCAAAGAACGUCUUAG